AGACAAAGACAACCCACUCCACCCAGUCUGAGCUGAGCAUGCCAAUAAAUAAUAAUACUAAUAAAUAAAAAAAGGGCCAUAAAAGCAAAGCAAAGAUUUACAAUCCAGAAGCUAUAAUAAUAGGCAUCUUCCUUCCCCUUCUUCCAUAUUUCUGUUUCUCUAAUAAUAUUGUUUUGUAUUGUAUAUCAUCAUCUGAUUCAAGAUUAGGUUCUUGAUCCCUUAAGCUUGAGUUUUCUCUCUCUAAAAGUUGAAGAAGAAGAAGAAGAAGAAGAAGAGCUUUUUUGGUGGUGCAUAAGAAUUGCAAAAGAUUUCUCUUCUUUCUCAUUAAAACAUUAAGAAAAAAGAAAGCAGAAAUGGAGGGGUACUCAAGAGAAGAUGGAGGAGGGUGUCCUCACUUGCUGGAUUUGAUUCCAAAAGAUUGCAGUGAUUGGACGCUCCCAAAAAUGGGAGAAUCAGAGGAGAAGAAGCUAGAGCUGAGCCUAGGGCCACCUGGAGAAGAAGAAGAUUGGAGAAGGACCACCAUGAACAACAAGAACAAGAACAACACCUCUUCAGAUAAUAAUAAUAAUAAUAAUAAUAAUAACAACAGGGCCUACUUCUCCCCCAAAACCCCUGUCUUGAACCAAUCUCCAUGGCAGCAGCAGCCCAAGCUUUCUCCUCCUUUCCUCCAACAUCUGCACCCAAAGCCAUCAGAAAACACCACUGCACAAAAAAGGACUGCACCUGCUCCAGUUGUGGGAUGGCCUCCUGUCCGUUCAUUCAGGAAGAACAUAAGUUCUUCAAAAUUAACCUCGGAAUCUCCAACAAAAGAUCCAUCCCCAAAACCUGUUGAGAACUCCACAAGAACCCCUUUUGUGAAGAUCAACAUGGAUGGGAUUCCAAUUGGUAGAAAAGUUGAUCUUAAAGCUUAUGACAGUUAUGAGAAGCUAUCAUAUGCUGUUGAUGAGCUAUUUAGAGGGCUUCUUGCAGCGCAAAGGGAUUCUUGCGUCGGAGGCAGUGAUGGCGGGGAAAAGAUCGAAGGGAUUUUAGAUGGAAGUGGAGAAUAUACACUUGUGUACGAGGAUAAUGAAGGGGAUAGGAUGCUUGUUGGUGAUGUACCUUGGGACAUGUUUGUUUCGAGCGUGAAGAGGCUGCGCGUGCUUAAAAGCUCGGAGCUUCCUAAGUUGUCUCGUGGAAGGAAACAGGGGAGACUCUUGUCUUGAAGAUAUAUAUAUAUAUAUAUAUAUCAAGUGAAGGAGGCUUUGUGGGAAGAACUUUUUAACUGUUUUGUAUUUAUGAUCUAAUCGAUCUUAUCUACUUUUGAACACUUAUAUAUAUAUAUAUAUUUGUGUAUUGUUCUAUUAUGCAGUAAGUAAAUGGAACAAGGGUUUUGUGUUUUCUGGA
Molecule: messenger RNA, 1383 nt
Organism: Andrographis paniculata
Lineage: Eukaryota; Viridiplantae; Streptophyta; Magnoliopsida; Lamiales; Acanthaceae
Product: auxin-responsive protein IAA26-like
Exons: 6
Coding region: 354-1202 (282 amino acids)
Biological process (GO): regulation of DNA-templated transcription
Cellular component (GO): nucleus
Molecular function (GO): protein binding
Source: RefSeq, a predicted model, not a curated record